UCUCCUCAUUCUUCUUUUUAUCUGCAUCAUCAAAUAUUGUUUUGGUCUAUUUCCGUUUCUGCCUCCGUCGUUCCUUGCUGUUACAGGUUCGUCUCUGUAAUUUGCUUCGACCGAGGAAAACCACCACAUGUCGCCAUCGUCACCGUCUAUUUCGCCAUCUUUUAACAAUAUCAAUAAUGGAGUUGAAGAACAACAAUACGUAAACCAUGAGCCGAUGUUUGUACCUGUUCUCAAUCCAUCAAUACUGUAUGUCGAGCAGAUUAAGCCAGCUUCCAUGAACAAGGGCAAGAGAAUCAACUGCUUAAUUAAUUUGACAGUAAGAUUAUAUAUAGAGGCAGAGAAUCUGAUUGUUGGAUUACAAAGACAACACUGA
Messenger RNA from Lactuca virosa, 373 nucleotides. The record is from the annotation of a GenBank genome assembly. Lineage: Eukaryota; Viridiplantae; Streptophyta; Magnoliopsida; Asterales; Asteraceae.